Messenger RNA from Caenorhabditis briggsae, 822 nucleotides. RefSeq names its product Protein CBR-JUD-4 (gene Cbr-jud-4). Lineage: Eukaryota; Metazoa; Nematoda; Chromadorea; Rhabditida; Rhabditidae. The transcript is spliced from 9 exons. The record is from RefSeq and is a predicted model, not a curated record. Bases 1 to 822 code for a protein of 273 amino acids.
AUGAGCAAUCACUUUUUUGCCAUCUUCAUAUUUGGUCAGAUACUACUGUUCAGGCUCAAUGUAGCUGAAAGAGAGUGUGGGCUUCCUAAAAACAUUGACAGUUUGCCCGAUUUUGCGAGAGAGGAAAUCCGAGAAAUUUGGAGAAACCAUGUUCCAGGGACACCGUGUUUGAAAGAAAUCGAAAUAGAAAAUGAUAUUAUGGAUGUCAUAAAAAGCUUUGAAUCUGAUUCACCCUCAAACAGUGACCGAGCUAAAGAGCCAUCAACAACUACAGAGGCGUCAAUAGACCAGGAUUAUGAUCAUAUUGGAACAAACGGAGGGACUCCAAUACCGCUGCUCUCAGCAUCCACAUUUGCUUCACCAGCUAAAAAGUUGAGAAGUCAGGAUGAAGUUGAAAGUGACGACUACUUGGAUCAGACGACCUUUGACGAUGUGGCUAUGAUGCAAUUUAAUAGUGUCAGAGCUCCGUUCCUUCGUUCCGCGAGCCCAUAUGUCAAAAGUGAAUUUCAAAAAAUUUGGGACGAUCAGAACAUCCCAAGUGAGAGUUUGAGGUCAUUGAAGAUUCAAACUUUAGCUGUUUCCUUGUUGACUUCAAAGCAGUUGUCUGAGUAUAAUCGGUGGGCUACAAAACGACGAAGAGUUUUGAAGGCUCGAGAACAGGAGAUGAGACACUUGAGCUUCAGCGCAAAGGAUGCAUUACGAAAAUUAAGUGUUCAAAGAGAUGACAUCAGUCAUAUUGUUGUCCCUGCUAAUGUCAAAAAUGAACUGAUGACGUUUGUUCAACGACUGAACCGUAGACGUAAUCUAAAGUUGGUACACUAA